CAUGUGAUGUAAGCAUCCCAGCGAGAUCCGAUCCGCGAUCCCCUUGAAAAAGAUUUGUUUUGUCUCGAAAGGAUUGUUUUGGAAAGUGUUAUCUCACGUAUAGGUGUUUAUUAUCUGAGAUAUAUAAACUAAAGCACGCUAACAUUUUCAAAAUAUCUAUUAAUUUGAACUGCGUUAUUUUUCAGACAGAAAAUUCAAUGGUUCUUAGUUUACGAUCAUCAUUUUUAGCGAACGUUGUUUUAGUUUCGCUACUUGUAUUUAUUUUUCCUUUAUCUGCAUUUCGAUUGAAUAAAAGGCAAGCGGUUAAUCCAAGCCCGGUAAUCUUAGUUCCAGGAGAUGGUGGUAGCCAGUUGGAAGCCAAGUUGGAUAAGCCUGAAACAGUCCACUACUUCUGCAAUAAAAAGACGGAUGAUUUUUUUAGUUUAUGGCUCAACUUGGAGUUGUUGGUCCCCUAUGUAGUAGACUGCUGGGUGGAUAACAUGAGAUUGGUUUAUGAUAACAAUACUAGGACAACUUCAAAUGCCCCUGGUGUCAGUAUUAGAGUUCCUGAUUUUGGAAAUACCUCAAGUGUUGAUUGGUUAGAUCCUAGUCAAAUAUCUCCUAGUUCUUACUUCAUCAACAUAAUUCAAAUGCUAGUUGCAGAAGGCUAUACAAGAGGGUUAAACAUCAGGGGUGCCCCUUAUGACUUCAGGAAAGCCCCAAAUGAAAUGACAGAUUUCUUUAAUGCCAUGAAAAACAUGACUGAAGAGACUUAUGAAAAGAAUGCUCAGACUAAGGUCACAUUUGUUUGUCACAGUAUGGGCUGUCCUUUAAUGAGCUACUUUUUCAAUCAGCAAACUCAGCAAUGGAAAGACAAACAUAUAAAAGCUAUGGUUACACUCGGAGGUGCUUGGGGCGGAGCUGUGAAAGCAAUAAAAACAUUUGCCGCAGGAGAAAAUCUUGGAGUUUUUGUUAUAAGCCAAAUAAAUGUAAGAAGGGAGCAGCGCACCUCACCAAGUUUAGCUUAUGUGAUGCCAUCCCAACUUCUUUGGAAAGAUAAUGAAGUUAUGAUGAUUACUGACAAGAAAAACUACACCAAAAAUGACUUUUAUCAAUUAUUUCAAGAUAUUGAUUUUCCAGAUGGGUAUGAAAUGUAUAAGGACACUUUGCCAUAUGCUUUGAAAGGAAUGAAUCCACCUGGUGUUGAAAUUCAUUGUAUGCAUGGCAUAAACGUCACACAAACUAUUGAAAUGCUUGACUAUAGAAACACAUCCCAUUUUCCUGAUAACCCUAAGCUAAUCUAUGGUGAUGGGGAUGGCACUGUAAAUGUACGAAGUUUAGAGGCCUGUCUUCUUUGGCAAGGAAAACAAAAACAAAAAAUAUAUCAUACACCUCUGAAUAAUGUUGAUCAUAUGGGAAUUUUAGCUGAUCUUCACGUGUUGGAUUAUAUAAAACAUGUUAUUCACAUGUAGUGAUAUAUCUGUACAUAUAUACUUUUUUGUUGUUUGUUUAUAUAGAGUAUAGACAUACUUGUCUGUUUUACUCAUAUCAUUUGUGCCUUUAUAUCAUCAUUAUUUAAGUCAUCUUGACCCAUUUUAAAAUUCAUGAAAUGAAAACUCAAUGUAUUUCUUUAGCAUCUCUUAUUGUGUAACUAAGUAGUUGUUUCUAAGACAGUUUCUUUCUGCUUUUAUUUUUGAGUGAUAAAAGUGAUAUACAUCUUGAGUACAAAGUUUUUAUAUUACGCAUUUUAAAGUCUAACAUCUCAAAAGUUCGAAAUUUAGUUUUUCUUUUAUUAGAUAGAACUCAUUUCUUUAUGAUAGUAAUUUUUUACUACAGUUACUAAAUUAGCAUUUUUAUUGAAGUCAACAUAUGGAUAUAUUCAAUUGCACUGAAAAUAUUUAUUUCUAUAGAUUUCGAUCUAAAGCAUUACCUUUGCACUUCUUUAAGAAAAUAGUUGCAGUCCUAUUUAAUAAUACAUGCUUUAAAUUAAAUUUCCCUUGCUUGCCAAUUCCCUUACUUAACCAUAUAUUUUAUUGUUUUGUUUGAAAAUUUGCACUCAACAUGGAAGAGUUUUUUAAAUCAUUUUGAAUUUUUUUGGAACUAAUUUAGUAAUUAAAUUUUUUUCUAAUUAUUUUUAAAUCAUGAAAUUUUGAUACCAAUUUGAAAUCUAUUUUGUAGUGCGUGGAAUAUAUAGUUUAUUCAAAUAUUAUUUAUUCUAUACACCACUUUUUACAUGCAACGUAUUGGACAUAGAAAAUAUUGUUAUAAAAUUUUGGUCCAUAUUAAAAUUAUAUUUUUUCUAUUCUUUUAUUUUAAUUCUAUAGUUAACAGGAUUCAAAUAAUAAUUUAAUUUUCCAUAUGUUUUUCUUUGAUCACAAGAAAAUUAAAAUGAAAAUAUUUAUAUUGAAUAUAUAAAAAUGAAAUAAUAGUUUAUUAAAAAGAAACUUUAACACUUUUUUUUGCAGUUAAUAUUGUUAGCUUUCAGCUACUUAUUUUUAAUUAAAUGAUAAUAAUUAAAUUAUUAAUUAAAUGAUAAUAACUAAUUAAUAUUCGGUUCUUCAUUCCGCUGACCACCCAACUAGUACAACUGCUCCUGCACCCUAGGCCCCAAAGUCAAGAAAACUGGGAUAUGCACAGUAUGCUUUGGUCUUCCUUGGGUUGUUGAACCACUGGCUUUGGUUAAGUAUAAAUAGCAAAUUUCAUUGUGUCCCCCACAAACGAAAGAAAAAAAAGUUACAAUUGUUGAUUAUGCUUCUUAGAAAAAUUGAAAUUUGAUAGUUUAAAAAUUAUGAAAUGAAGAGCGUAAAGGAAUCAGAAUGAAAACUGUUUAUGAAUUAAGAAACGUCAUAGAAUGCCUAUCAUCAUUCAAUGGCUCACUCAAUUAAGUGGAUUAAUCUUCAGUAGAUGUCUGAAAAAUAAAGCCGCCAUGUUUUGAAAUGAACUUUACAGCAAAGCAAGAAUAAUAUUGUAAGUUGCAAAAAUUUUUUUCCCCCAAAAAUUUUAAACUUAGUUUAUCAAACAAAUAUGUUAAUAUUUUUAAAAACCUCUGAGAAUUGAAAAAAAUUUAGCAAAUAUUUAAUUAAAAUGUCCAAUGCAGAUUUGGUAAAAAUAAAAUGUAAUUGUAGUAAUCAACAUAGCUUUUAGUGUAUUUGUAAUAUCUGUUUAUAAAAUCAAUCACUUUGUAAAAUCAAAUGUUCUCGGAAUAGAAGUGAUUAUAGUAGGAGGAACACAAUAUAUUGAGGAGAGAUUCUUAUACUAACUUAAACAAAUGCCAAGUGCUAAAUCUGUUAAAGUAUCUGCUAUAUGUUAAAAUUUAUUGCAAUUUCUGGUGGGUAUUUGUUAUUAUCUGCUCUAAUGUGAUUGAUCAUAUCAAUGCAUCAUGCAUUAGUUUUUGUGAUUGUUUAGGACAUGUUUAUUGGGUCCUUUUUUUUUUGAAUUUUUGAAAUAUCCAAAAUUUUUCUAGUCAUUAUUACUCAGACUAAUAGAUAAAAUUGGAAUAAACUUAUGUGCAGUUUUAUUGAAAAUUUUUCUCAGUAUUCAAUAUUGGCUAUUCAGUACUUAUAAACAGAAUUGCAUGUAGAUUGCAUAUUGAUCUUGAUUGAUAUUGAUUGAUCUUGAUAUUGAUUGAGUUGCAUAUUGACAUAAAAAUUUAUGAAAGUAAUGUGAAAUGUUACUUACGGAUUAAAAACAUAUUUCAUAAUGGAUCUUUUAAUAAAUUUGUGAUUUUAAGAUUUUUCUGUUUAUUAUCUAGGUACUUACUGAAUUAUAUUUUAGGCAUGUAUUAGUAAAUGUAGGAUUAGUUUUUCUAAAUGCAUCACAAUUGUUUUCUUUUCUAAUUGUUCAUUAACUAAUAUGUAUUACAUUAUAUAUUAGUUAAUGAAGAAAGUGUGAGUACUUUGAAAGAUUGCUUGCGUUUAAUGUUUUUGUGAGAACUGGUGAUUUUGUUGUUGUUACUGUUUUUUGCUCCUUGUUAGAUGUUAUAAUUUAUUAUAGAAUUUGUCUGAACGUGGGGACUGAUUUAUUUUCAUAGUCAGAUAACAACAAAGCUUUUGUACUAUCGAACAGAUUAUUGAUUUUCUAUUUAUGUUUUUAUGUUAGUUUUGUAAUUUUCCUAUGAGAGUAACAGUAAAUUGUUUCACCUAUUGGUUGCUAAUUUUUUUUCUUCUUUUUCUGUAACAGUUUGAGUAGGAAAACAGUAUUUAAUAUGCAGUAUAAUUUAAAUAAACCAAUUUAGAAUUGCUAUAUCUUUAAAUUAUUUUGAUGAUGUAAAAGUAAAUGGUUUAAAUUGAUGUGAUGGAGCUUAUUUCGUAUCUUAAUAAUCUAGAGAUGAAAUAAAUUUAUGGGUUUUAGAAAAAUGUUAGUGAUAUAUAUAUCAGAAAAAUUAAAAAUUCAUAUAUUUUAGACAGGUUUUGUCAAUUAGUAAUUGUGUAGGGGGAAUAGAGUAUUAUUGUUCUAGUUUGUACCAAUAGAACAAGGUUAUCUUUCAUUUUAUUUUAACUUGUAGAGAAUGUCAUAGUGCUUAAAUACACACAAUUUAAAGUUUUCAAAUGAUUUUAAAAGUUCUCAAAAAGGUUAUCAAGGUUUUUACUUUUGUAAAUAAAAAAAGGUAAAGGGAUUUUUUUUAUUAAUGCGGAUCAUAUAUGUUUAGAAAUUUUUAAAUUCAUAUUGCAAUUCAUGCUAUAAUAAUGAUUAUUUUAACAAACUUUAACAUUGCUCUCAUAGUGAAGAACAUACUUUUUAUAAUGAUUUUGUGUAUUCAGCUCAUGGCCUAUGGAGUCCUGGAACUGGCUCUUGCAAUUAAGUUAGUCUGUGUAUUUUACUGGAAAAAUACUCCAAAAAUUAUCAUAAAACAUGGCUAAAAUGUCUUUUGUUUGCGUGGUUGAUAGUAAAAAAAAUUCAUUUGUAAAAGUCAUUUGUGCGAUUGUACAUAACUGAUUGGUGAGAUGAAGCCUAAAACACAAUUUUACAAUAUUUAUCUAAUAAAUGUGUGGAGAAAAUUUUAUUUCUUUUUUAAUAUUAGAAAAUGAAAACAUCUUAUAUUUUAUAAGGCCUUAUUAAUCCAAGAAAAUACCUUUCUUGAACAACAGGUUUAUUUUUGGCCAAGAAGGAUAGUUUUCAUAAUUUAAAAUUGUUAAGAAGAUAUGGUAUGAUUUCAUUAUGCAGAAUUUAGUCACGGUGAUAUUUUAUUUUUAAAAACAAAAUCCUUGGUAUAGAAUAGCUCAAUAUUUUUUAUUUACUUUGCAAACAUUCACUUUUAUACAAUUAGCACACUAAUAUAUUUUGCUGUCCUGUCAUUUUUGAAUUCUUAGCUUUUGCUUAGUUUUUUCCUAUUAUGGAUUGUUAAGUGUCUAUGUUUCAAUUGCUAAGUGCCAUGAUUAUAAUUUCCUUUCUAAGGGCUUCUUUUUUGUCUUAUAGUUUUUCAGUUGCUUGCCAUUUUUAAUGCAAAUUUUUGCUAUUGUCUUAUUUUGUUUAUUUUUUUAAUUUUUGUAGUCGUAAGUCAGGAGUGAUAAAAAUAUGGAAUAAGGGCACAAUAUUUUAAAUAUAUAUUUUUGGCUGAAUUUUGACUGUCUUUAUCAUUGCGAAGAUUGUAUUGAUGCUUUGUAAAACAAUGGUAUUCCUUAUAGGAAUUUUUCAUGUAUGUGUGGUACUACCAUUUAUUGCAUUUUUCAAAAAUAUAUUAAAUGUGUCUGAAAUAAUAUCAUCAAACAAGUUUUUAAAUAGAAUUAAACUUACUUUGAAACUUGUUAAUGAAAAAUAGUUUAUUUCAGGUUGGAUUGAAAGUUUUAUUUUUUAUAUUAAAAAUAAUAAUUAACCUUAAAAAUUCCACUGUAUUGAAAAUCUAAUUUUAAAUUUUUUUUUUUAAUUAAUAAAUGGGUGGGUUUAGCCUGAAUCUUAGAAAAACUUUUCUUAUUUGAUUUAAGCAAAUUGAAAUAUUAUUGAAUCAUUAGUAAGUACAGCGGAAGAAUUUGCGUACUUUCUUGUUCAAAUAACCUUAUUUAAUUUUUUUUUCUUCUUAAAAUAGAGAUUGAUUUUAUCUUUAUAAAAUAUUUUAACUAAAGAAAAAUUCGAGAAUUACUUUUUACUUUAGAGAAAUUUCCAGAAAUCUAAUAGAAACUUUUCUACCAACCUAACAUAGUCUUUAAUAAAAAAGCUUAUAAUAAAAAUACAUAAUCAGAAUAUUUUGAAUUAUAGUCUGUUAAGAUAAUAAAAAUAUUUAUGGAAUUAGUAAAUACCUAAUAAAGUUAUUUGCUAAUUUUGUUUAAUAUGUUUAUUCGAAUAUGUAUGGAGGCUAUAAUUGAAAUUUCACUGCUUGCAGAAAAUUAUUUUGUUAAUCCCUUAAAUUUUAUUUUUUGUUUAAUUAUUUUUGUUUACUGCAAGGCAAAAGGCAGUUAAAAUUUUUUAAUAUUUUUUAAUUAUGUGCUUGAUUUAUUAAUGUCUUUUGUUAGUUAAAUUUUAUUCAAGAUCUCUAAUUCACUAUCUCCAAUGUCUUUGUCAAGAAAUUGAUAGCAUGUUUGCUGAAUUAUGUUUUUCUAGCUAUUCUACUAAUUUUUAGAUUCUUGAUUAACUUGUGUGUAAUAAUAUAGCUUUGUUCUCCCUGUAAGUAAAAUUUAUAUUGACUCAAAUUAAAAAUAAUUUAUUUCUUUUAAAAUUAUAUGGUAUGUGAUCUCUUAGAAUUGUAUAGGUAGUGAGAUGCAUUUUACUGUGAUGGACUUUUAUGGCUGUUGAAAUAAAAGUAGAUAAAAAUAAAA
Molecule: messenger RNA, 6728 nt
Organism: Parasteatoda tepidariorum (common house spider)
Lineage: Eukaryota; Metazoa; Arthropoda; Arachnida; Araneae; Theridiidae
Product: lysosomal phospholipase A and acyltransferase
Biological process (GO): lipid metabolic process
Source: RefSeq, a predicted model, not a curated record